Messenger RNA from Exophiala oligosperma, 2961 nucleotides. RefSeq lists its product as uncharacterized. The record is from RefSeq and is a predicted model, not a curated record. Gene Ontology annotation, molecular function: DNA binding; DNA-binding transcription factor activity, RNA polymerase II-specific; zinc ion binding. Gene Ontology annotation, biological process: DNA-templated transcription; regulation of DNA-templated transcription. The transcript has a single exon. The coding region runs from base 210 to 2666 and encodes 818 amino acids. Lineage: Eukaryota; Fungi; Ascomycota; Eurotiomycetes; Chaetothyriales; Herpotrichiellaceae.
CUUGGUCCGAAUCUCUUCUUCCAUCGCUGAUCAUACGAGUCGUACCUUUGCAACUUCUGAUUACCCAAGCACUGAGUCAGUGGUCGUUGUUUCAUGCGACAGCACAGAAACGGUGCUGCUCACGUGAUCCCUCUGUUCCUCCGGACGGCGAGUCCCCGCUAAGCUCGCUUAAAAGUACUUUUUGUCACCAAUCCGAAGGAAUCUUUGCCAUGACACCGUCCACUUCGGCGUCCUCCAGCGACUUUCAACACCGUCAUGCGCCCAAGCGUAUGCGCCUGGGCACGAAGAGCUGCGCGGAGUGCCGCCGGCGAAGGGUACGUUGUGCUUUCCCGCCCGAUGGUCGAGCGUGUGAAGCGUGCAGCCUCCACGGGGUAGAAUGCAUGCCCCAAAAGCCCACGAGCCAGAGAAAAGGUGCCCAACAACAAUAUGAUCCGGAAAAGGCAGAGUUGCGGCGCAGGCUCGCCAGCCUGGAAGCCAUGGUGCGCCACAUCUCCACCACCGUGAAUCUUGACCCCGAGACGACGGCGUGGGCUCAGUUGCAGACGGAGAGUGAGCGUCAAAAGCGACUGCAGCAUCCUUCCGCGGCGGCGCUGGGGGUAGAUCCCGUGGUAGUCUCGAGUACCACGGAAGAAGGCUCCAUCAAAUGGUCCAAGACGGACCAGCAAAGCGAUAGCUCAGAUGAAUUGGAUCAAUUCGAAGAUGCGCCGUUGGUCAACCUCUUCAAAGAUGCCUUGAAGAUCGAAAGACCACCUCCAAAUAGUAAGGACAGACCACAGCAGACGUUCCGUACGGACUACAGGAUCAAGGCCGCCAUCGAGGAUGUUGCACCGAUACUUCCGACCCUCGAUGACCUGAGACUCGUCCUCGAAGCAAGUGAGCGGUUCUGGUGCAUAUGGCCUAUGCGACCACCAGGCCAAGGAGCCACAGCCGGCGCCCCUCGAAUACUGUCGGCGCAAAACUUCAUCGUAGACUCUUUGAACUCGGGACGACCUCUGAUCAUCGCCAAGGCCCUUCUCUGGCUGACGCUCUGCAUGCACCAACUCCCUCAGGACUUUGCGUGUCAGGGAUCAGAACUUCGAAACUCUCGUGGCAACAUCAUCAGGCACUUCCUCAAUGCCGCCGACACUCUUCUCUCGAUCGAGGGAGAAGCUGGGGCUCGGGGUCAAGGUAAGGACCUGUUGGAGUGUCUGCAACUCCAGAUGAGGAUCAGCAUCGACAUGGGCAAACCGCGCAAGGCCUGGCUGACCAACCGACGUGCCAUGAAUACGGCGCUGCUCUUGGGGUUUCAGAAUCGUGGCACGGCGACGACGACAACGACGACGACCGACGAGCAAAACAUCAUAUGGAGACAACUCUGGCACAUCGACCGGAUGUUGUCGGUCGUCUUGGGUUUGCCUUGCGCCAUUUCGGACUCCCAUCCCAGCCUGGCGAAAGAAUACGCGGGCCCCACGAUCGAGUCACAACUCAUGCACGACCUGGCCAUCAUAGCGGGACGCAUCGUCGAUCGGAACAUGAACCACAAGACCGUCAACUACUCGGUGACGAUGGACAUUGACCAGGACCUCGAACGGUGCAAGACCAGAAUGCCCUCGUCGUGGUGGAAUCCCGAGUUCGACACGACUCUACCCUUUGAACUCGCUCACGGUCGACAAACCAUCAAACUGUUUUAUUUCAGUGUGUGCAAGACGUUGCACAUGCCGUACAUGUUCAAAACAAAAUCUUCAGGGUCAUCGUCGUCGUCGUCAUCGUCAACGUCGUCGGACAAAAUGUACGAGCUGAGUAGGAUGGCGGCCUUGGAGGCGUGCCGGGACUGUAUUAGGGUUUACAAGGGCAUGCGAGAUAAUCACACGGGUGACGUGCCGGUCAUUUGCGACCUCAUGGACUUUUUGGCCUUUAGUGCAACAAUCACCCUGGUUGUGGAUUUGCUUUCGACGUCGACAUCGUCAUCCUCGUCAUCCUCAAAGCGUCCAGCAGCAGCGGCGGCAGCAGCCGAUGGUGGUGGCGUUAUUCUUCCAGAGGAAAAACAAGAUUGGGAACUCGUCAACAGCGUGAGUGCGGUUCUGAACGACGUGGCGAACAAGCUGUCUUGCAGUGUAGCAGGGCAAGGGUCCAACCUUUUGGAGAGGCUCAUCAAGGCUCGUCACGGUCAAUACGACGACGCGGAACCUUUUGAGGCCGUCGUCCCUUAUUUUGGAAAAGUUCGAAUCGGUACGGUCACGAAAUCAGUCCGGGGGGUCAAAUCGACACAUUUGCGGACGCAGAUGCAGAAUUCGCCACGAGUAUCAUCAGGUCCUGGAGGGGUGCCGACGAUGACGAUGACGAUGAGUGAUCAGUCUCAAUCUAAUCAAUUACAACCGUUUCUGCGUCCGACCUUGGAUCCAUCACCAUCGUCAAUGUCACAACCACAGUCGGCCUCGAUGUCCUUAUCGAUGUCAUCGCCGUCAACAUUAUCGUCACCGCAGGACCACCAAACGUCGUCCAUGACAACAACCAACACGGUCGAAUUUAAUCUCGGCGGUACUACUUCAUUCGGACAGUGUUGUUCGGUGGAAGGAGGAGGAUGGAUCUUGUCCGACGAUGAAUUGACAAUGGAUUGGGAAUCUUUCGUUCACGUCAAUACGAGUUAUGACUGGAGUCAAUUCUUCGAGAGUGCAAUGCCUGAUUGAGUUUUGUAUACUACGUACAUAUACCCCUUAUAAAACACCUAUAUUAUUAGUAUCAUCCCCGCUCCCCAGCAACGCUUUGAGCGGUCAGCCACGUGGAACAAUGGAAGGAGGCAAGCAAGCAAGCAAGCGAAGAUGACCGAGUCCUUGAGGGGGAAAACCAGUAUUGGCUCGAAGUACUCAAAACGCUUCCUUGACUGGCAAUAUCCUUUGUACGGACGUACACCCCGUACAUAUUCCCUGGGAAAUCGUGCGCAUCCAUCGUAAAAAGGUGAAAAAAGUGCUUGCAAUUCUCAAG